Ordospora colligata OC4 is the source of this 1293-nucleotide messenger RNA. RefSeq lists its product as uncharacterized. Bases 1 to 1293 code for a protein of 430 amino acids. Gene Ontology annotation, molecular function: protein binding; ubiquitin protein ligase activity. Gene Ontology annotation, cellular component: nucleus. The record is from RefSeq and is a predicted model, not a curated record. Gene Ontology annotation, biological process: interstrand cross-link repair; protein ubiquitination. NCBI's taxonomy places the organism in Eukaryota, Fungi, Microsporidia, Ordosporidae. The transcript has a single exon.
AUGGAUUGUGGAACAGUGUGUCCGAUCUGUUUUUCAGAGUAUACAUCUGCUGGAGGCCACAGGAUCGUUUCUCUUGGAUGUGGACACUUGUUUGGAAGCCAAUGUAUCCAGAAGUGGGCAGGCAGAAAGGCUAAGAUUCAAUGUCCAAUAUGCACCACAAUAACAUCUUGCAAGCAGAUUAGGCCAAUAUAUGCAUUGAAAGUUACGGCAGUUGACAAUUCAAACGAGCAGAUGCUAUAUGAAAGAUUGCAAAGUGAGGAAAAAGUAAAAAUGGAAUUCAUGGAGAACAACAAAAGCCUUUUGGCACAGAUAGAGCAGCUCAAAUACGAUCUCAUGAUUGCAAAAAGCAAGGUUUUGAAGGAUCCAUGUACUGAUUUGCAUAGAAACAGAGAAUUUGCAAUUCUAACAGGCCUGAAUUCGUUCGGCACAUUGAUAGAGUAUGAUGAGUCUGGAUGUAUUAUGAUUCUUACAUACAAGCAAGGCAAUGCAGUAGGCAUACGUAAGUUUGGAUGCUAUGACUUUAGUAAAAAAGAGACUGUUUUACUUGGUGAAUGCUCAGAAAUACGUGCAAUCGCAAUGAGUCCUUUUGCAGACGGAGUUGGUUUAGUUGCUGUAGGCACGGUUUUGAAUGUUAUUAAUAUAUACAGCGCAGAAGUUAUUUUGAGAUGUGAUAUUGAAUGUGCAAUAUCAAGUAUGUGCUUUGAUGAAGAGGACAGAAACAUGGUAUAUUGUGGAGAUGAUAGUGGAUGUAUACAUUUUGUCUGCCUCUCACAGGCACUGGUGCUUAAAAGCAUCAAAAUAUGCAAGACAUCUAUUCAUUCGGUGUUUAAAAAGGCGAUGUAUGUGUUUGCAUGUACAUUUCAUAAUGCAUAUAAGGUUCUUUUUUCUGGAGAAUGCAUUAAUUAUGAUCUAGAUAUGGAGCCUUAUUCCAUUUGUACAAACAUGUAUGGACGCACAGGCCGUGCUCUUUUUACACUUCGUGAUGCGGAUUUUGGAAUAAGGCACUUUUUAUGCUCCAGAAAGGAGGUUUAUUUCAGGACAGGUAUUAAGCAAAUAAGAAGGCACAGAGACAGAAUAUAUGGAGACUAUCUGUAUGUGUGCGAUGAUAAAUACAAUUCGAUCAGAGUGAUUGAUAUGCACUCACUUGAAGCAGUAUAUACAUACACUUUCAGGGAGCAAGUCCUAGAUUUCUGCAUUACCAAAUAUUUAAUGUUUAUUCUAACAAGGUCUUUAGUCCAUGUGUUUUCUGGAAACUAUUCUUUCAAAAACAAAAGCCAGGUUUUUAUUGAUUAA